Molecule: messenger RNA, 969 nt
Organism: Plasmopara halstedii
Lineage: Eukaryota; Oomycota; Peronosporomycetes; Peronosporales; Peronosporaceae
Product: sam-dependent methlyltransferase
Exons: 1
Coding region: 1-969 (322 amino acids)
Molecular function (GO): O-methyltransferase activity; S-adenosylmethionine-dependent methyltransferase activity
Source: RefSeq, a predicted model, not a curated record
AUGGGUUCACAGAACGUUUACGAUCACAAGAAUGGAUGCUUUGAUAAGAUUAUCAUUGAUAAGGUUGAUGCAGAAAAUACAAAAUCAGAGUAUCACGGAAGGAAAUUUAAGCUACGAUUGCCAAAGGAGGUCAGAAUGAUUAAGGAGCAAGACGCAUAUCAUAAGCAACAAUCAAUAUGGCGGGGGUCACCUAUUCCGAGCACAUUUAUGACGCACGUCAGCAAGCGAUUGAAUUUGUUAUUGUCAAGAAAUUUGCUUGCGCGUCAUUACACGGUUUCAAAGACUCUGGAUAAAUCUGUCGACGACACUCGGCUUCAUAGCCUUUAUGUCUACAAUAAAAGCAGUGUUCUCACGGAUAAGGCAUUGCUUCAAACUUUACGCAAAGAGACAAUAAAUACUUGGCCCAAGGCUAACCAACUCAUCGAUGAGAUGCAGGGAAAAUUUCUUUCCUUUCUCGUGCAAACUACUCGGGCUAAACACGUGCUAGAAAUCGGCUGUUUCACGGGUUACUCGGCUUUAUGUCUUGCCAAUGGCUUGGAACAGGACGGAUCGCUCGUGACAUGCGAUAUUGAUGCUGAGACUAUGCAAUUUGCCCAGAAAUUCUUUGAACAGAGCUCGCACGCAGCUCAAAUCACCGCUUUGAAUCAGGACGGUCUCGAGUAUUUGAGUACAUUACCGCGUGACUUUCAAUGUGAUUUUAUCUUCGUUGACGCGAAUAAGCGCAAAUAUCGCGAAUAUUACGACUUUAUCAUGGAUCAUAACGUCCUUCACCCGUACGGGUUGCUAGUUUUUGACAAUACAUUAUUUCGAGGUCAUGUCGCAGCUUACGAUGCCGGAUCAUUAAGUUCAAAAGAGCACAUUGCCCGCAGCUUAGCUGAAUUUAACACUUAUGUGGCUCAAGACUCACGAACGUCACAAGUAAUAAUGCCUUUGUGGGACGGACUUACACUUGUACGCCUAGCGCGAUGA